Messenger RNA from Radiomyces spectabilis, 963 nucleotides. RefSeq lists its product as uncharacterized. The coding region runs from base 1 to 963 and encodes 320 amino acids. Lineage: Eukaryota; Fungi; Mucoromycota; Mucoromycetes; Mucorales; Radiomycetaceae. The transcript is spliced from 3 exons. The record is from RefSeq and is a predicted model, not a curated record.
AUGAUCUUACUUAUCUUAUACUAUGUCUACAAAUGGAUAACAGUACCAUGGUCCUAUUACGAAAGCGCGCGUACACGACGAAGAUUACAUCAGAAUACGAUGGCGUCAAAGAAUGAUCACCGACGACAGUUAUUAUCGUACGAACUAAAACGGCAUGAACUGAUUGGCCUUAUAUGGGUCAUCUUGUCCCCCGUGAUUGCAGGCUACACAUUGCAGUACAGUCGUUAUUUUCUCAACAACUAUGACAAGUACAUGAGCGUGUUCAAUAUUACUGUAUUCGUUGUGGCCGCGUCGCUCAAACCCGUGUCCCACAUCAUGACUUUGCUCCGAGAACGUACCCUGUUUCUUCAAAGUGAAGUGGAAGUCCAGGACACCGUCGUUGAAACCCUUCAGAAACGGAUAGACGUGUUGGAAGACGAGUUGGACAAUUUGCGUCAAGCGUUUGCCACGAAAAAAGAUUUGGGACAGGCCACGCAGAGUUUGAAUCCCACGAUCCAGCAAUUGUCAAAAGCGAUGCGACGGAUGGAAAAAAAGGAAGCCAACCUUCGAUCAUGGUCCGAAACGCAAUUUGCUGCGAUGGAACAAAAAGUGCACGAAUACGACCAGUACAUUUGUUACCGAAUUGAGCAAGAUCAACGUCGAUCGACCCAACACACAUUGAUCACGUUGGUAUUUUUGCCACUCAAUCUCACACUUUGGUUCUUGCGGCGUAUGUCUUAUCUUCUGCCUAUUCCACGCGCGUUACUCGGAUUAUCGAUCGCGAAACCGGGGCAUUCGCUUCGAUCACCGGUCGUAUCGAAACAUCUCUUGCAUUCGGAAGAACCGACCGCUGCCACGACAAUGCACCAUCUUCAAGAUCCAGAUGAUUUGGCUGAACUCAAUUAUUCAGGCGGCGAAGAAUCCGCCGGAUUUUCUCCCGCCUUUGGUCAUCACCACCGACCAUUCACACCCAAGAGACCCUAG